Ichthyophthirius multifiliis is the source of this 1065-nucleotide messenger RNA. RefSeq names its product NLI interacting factor-like phosphatase family protein, putative. Gene Ontology annotation, molecular function: phosphoprotein phosphatase activity. The transcript is spliced from 5 exons. The record is from RefSeq and is a predicted model, not a curated record. NCBI's taxonomy places the organism in Eukaryota, Ciliophora, Oligohymenophorea, Hymenostomatida.
AAAGAAAACCAAUAAAAAAAAGAAAAAAUGGAUAAAAUAUAUCACUUUAAAGGAAACUCUGCAUAAUAAUCUCAUUUAAUACAUUUAAAUUAAGAUCAAGUUGGCUUUUAUUCAGAAGAAGAAGUAGAAUCUCCUGUUUUAAGAUAAUAGCCAUAAGUAGGAAAAAGGAACACAUUUUAACAAAAACCAAUUGAAUAAAAAGUUAUCUAAUUCUAACCACAGAAUUAGCAAUAAUUUAAACCAGAAACAAGACAAAAAGGAAUAACAGUAAUAGAAUCUGAUAUAAACUAAAGAAAAAUAGCUUAAUAAAGAGAUAAACAAAAAGAAUUAGAUAAUCAUCCUUAUAGACAUUUGAUUUUUUCCGAAUAAAUAAAUGAUGAAACUUUUAAAAAGCACCUUUAAUUAACCUAUAGGGGAUUAGUUUAUGCUAAAAAAUGCUUAAAAGGACCCUCUGAUAAAUUCAUAUAAACUAAAAUGGUAACAGUAAAAGACGCAAAAGUUCCAAAAGGAAGAACUCUCUUACUUGAUUUAGACGAGACACUAAUACAUAGUUGUGGUUUGAGAGAAAAUCCUGAUCAUGUAAUAAAUGCAUAUGAAAACGGAUAAAGUAGUUAUUAAAUUGGAUUCAGAGUAAGACCUUAUUGUAAAGAAUUUUUAGAAACAAUGGUUUAAUAUUGGGAUAUUUAUGUUUUUACAGCUUCAUCUCCUUCUUAUGCUUCGGCUAUUGUCAAGUUUUUGGAUUCUGAAGGAAAAUAUAUUAAUGGAAUUUUGAAUAGAAGUAAUUGUAUGGAAACUAAAAAUGGGUUUUUUAUUAAAGACCUAAGAAUUCUUAAAGGUAAAGAUCUUAAAAAAAUGGUCAUUGUAGAUAAUUUGGCUCAUUCUUUUGGAUUUUAAAUUGAAAAUGGAAUACCUAUUUUAGAGUGGUUUUAGGAUAAAAAAGAUACAGAAUUAAAAUGCUUAAUGAAUUAUUUAAUUGAAGCAUCAUAAGCAAAUGAUGUGAGAUAAUUUAAUACUGAAAGACUUUAAUUAUCUUAAUUAGCUGAAUAUAAUUUUGAAUAAUUAUGA